Molecule: messenger RNA, 303 nt
Organism: Cylindrotheca closterium
Lineage: Eukaryota; Bacillariophyta; Bacillariophyceae; Bacillariales; Bacillariaceae
Source: the annotation of a GenBank genome assembly
AUGGUGCAGAAAAAACAUCUCGGAGACGAUGACGACGAUGAGAUGUCAGUGGAGAUUUGUCUCGAUACGCUAACCAUCAAACGAGCACCACCGAGUCCUAAGGCCGGGCCAGAAACAAGAGAAAAGAGACGAGCGCCAUCACCAAGACCAAUGAUAGUUCCACAACAACAAGGAAGGGUGAUGGGAUCCCCAGCUGCAGGGUAUUCCAUGAGGCAAUUGCUAAAUGAGCAAGCGCUCGGAAUGUACAGUGAUGACGAAUCUGUCUAUUUGAGCGACGAUAAUCAGUCUCAAAUCCCUGUGUAG